AUGGAAGAGCUCUCUAGAAAUUUGGAGUACAGACACUGGAACAAAUCCCUGGUUCCUCCCUAUAUCCCUUGGGUUGGGGCGUGCCCUUCUCUUCCUACCUUUGCCGAUGACCUUAUCAUCUUUUCUAGAGGUGACCACCACUCUUAUAAUGAGGUUAUGCAAGCUCUCGAGGCCCUUAAGCUUUCUUCUGGGUUAUGUGUUAACCCACAUAAAUCUCAUGCUAUCUCUUUGGGGGAACAAAGAGUUCCUCUCUCCUUCAUCAACAACUCUGACUGGCUGCAAGGUUCACUGCCUCUUCCUUAUUUGGAUGUUCCCUUCUUUGCGGGUAAUAUGCAGGAUAGCUUAUGUGACUCUCUAGUUUUGAAAGUGGAAAACAAGGUUGCGCUUUGGUCAGGGUGUCUUUGUUUGAUAAGGUAUGUUCUCUUAAGCCUCAUCGGCUACUGGUACUCCAUCUUUAUGCUCCUUAAGUCUAUUAAACAUAAACUUGAAGCUGCUAUGGCUAACUUCCUUUGGGGCAGCCUAGAAGCUAGGAAAGGUGUGCACUUGGUUGCCUGGAAUUCUCUCUGCCACCCGGUGUUGGAGGUGGGUGUUGGUUUAAAACGUCUUGAUGAUUGGAACAAAGCUUGUAUUGGUCGUAUCACGCUGCGCAUCUGCCAGGAUGAAGCCCCUUGGGCAAAUUUUAUCAGGAAGAAAUUUCUUGCUUUCCAAAGUCUCUGGACCUUAAAGUGCCCAAAAAAGGAGUCUUGGCUUUUUAAAGGUGUUAGAAAUAGCUGGAUUCAAAUCCAAGAUAAAGUCAGAUGGUCUAUUGGUAUUUGCUCCAUUCGGUUCUGGACGGAUAAUUGGGGUGGUUCUCUCCUAAUUUCUAAAUUGAAUCCUUUGGAAAGAUCUGCUUUUGAAUUUUCGCUGAAAUUAUCCAUUAAGCAGGUCCUUGAUUCUGACCUGCCUAUUCUUCAUGACUUCAACGAAUUUCUUUCUCGAGUGGGUAUGGAGAGACCUAACAUAGAAAUGCAGCAAGACCUCAUUCUUUGGCAAAACCCUCCUGCCUCCAACAUCAACACGUCUGAUGUGUGGGAGGUGGUGAGAAAGAAAUAUGUUGAGGAGCCUUGGAGGAAGCUGAUUUGGUCCCCUCAAUCUCAUCCUAAAGCGCAGUGGUAUGUUUUGUUGGCUAUUGUGAUUGUCUCCUUACUUUUGAUAGACAAAAGAAAAGUGGCAUUUAUUUAG
Nymphaea colorata (pocket water lily) is the source of this 1221-nucleotide messenger RNA. RefSeq lists its product as uncharacterized. The record is from RefSeq and is a predicted model, not a curated record. Lineage: Eukaryota; Viridiplantae; Streptophyta; Magnoliopsida; Nymphaeales; Nymphaeaceae. Bases 1 to 1221 code for a protein of 406 amino acids. The transcript has a single exon.